Molecule: messenger RNA, 504 nt
Organism: Mesorhabditis spiculigera
Lineage: Eukaryota; Metazoa; Nematoda; Chromadorea; Rhabditida; Rhabditidae
Source: the annotation of a GenBank genome assembly
AUGGACAGCAUGCACCGCUACCUGCGGAAUGUGCGGAAAAACUAUGCGCACGAGAAGCUGCGCUUCCGGGUGCAAAUGCACGUGCGUGACCUUAACCUCGAAUUGUCACGAAAAAUUAGCCAAUAUUAUUAUGAAAUCGUGCGUCUCCAGGCAGCGGUUUCAACCCAAGCCAUUUCCACAAAAGCCGCUCAGAAUUUUUUGUACGUCUCGAAAACCGAGCUGAUGGCCGAGAACUGCUACGCGACGUGCCAAGAGUCGGGCGCCAGAUUUGUGGCAUAUUACUCGAACAAUACUUGUCAAUGCCUGGGAGUGCUUAAUAAUGUUGCGGGGAGUGUAGUGGAAUCAAAUUUGACGCAAGACAAGAGUAUCGAAGUGAAACUACGCAACAAUACGGGCAGCAACCUCACCAGGGACAUCGCGGCCAUCCGGAUGGACAGCAUGGACUCCCAUGACGUCUUGCAACGCAACUCAAGGAUGUGGAAUGUGCGGAACGAUGUCUCAGAA